Messenger RNA from Sus scrofa (pig), 3978 nucleotides. It is a transcript of the gene USH1G, whose product is annotated as USH1 protein network component sans. Gene Ontology annotation, molecular function: protein binding. The record is from RefSeq and is a predicted model, not a curated record. Gene Ontology annotation, biological process: sensory perception of sound; sensory perception of light stimulus; equilibrioception. NCBI's taxonomy places the organism in Eukaryota, Metazoa, Chordata, Mammalia, Artiodactyla, Suidae.
UCUCGACACCCAGAGUCCUGAGAGGUGAUGCUCAAGAGACGCCCCAAGGGCCCGAAGGCAGCCAGACGCCCUCCCAGCCAUGGUGGCCCUAUACCUUUGUGGUCCUCCGUUGCUGCCCCAAGAUCAAGACCCCGUGGUCCCUUUCCCCGACACCUUCGCGGUGGUCGAAGUUCUCUCUUCCUCUGUCCCUUCCCCCGUCCCAGUUCCGCUGGAUGCUACGAAGUGGGACUUGGAUUCGAAGUUCUCGCCCAGUCCUCUAGCGCCCCCUGCUGGAACGCGGCCGGCCCAUCUCCCGCGAACGAGCCGACCGAAUCCAGAUCGCUGACCGUCUGGCGGUCGGUUCUCAUAACCCUCUUAGGCCCACUGUCCUGGGGGUCAGGGCUGUCCUCAGACACCCCUCCCAGCCCUUGGCUCGUUCCCUUGACGGAUGGAGACAUUGGGGGCUGCAGCACGGGGACUAGUGAGGACAGCGUGGGGACUGUCCCCAGACCCGGCUUUACGUGGCGGGACGCUCGAGUGGGCACUUUUGGAGAGAGGCAGGGCCCUGUGCGCUUGGGAGCAGGUCACUGCGGCGCGCUCGGGAGCAGGGUGUUUAGGACCCAGGGGCGGUCCGGGGCGGCCCUCUGGGCAGCGGGAGAUCCUCCCCCACCUUCCCUGCCGCCGGGUGAGCGGCUCAGAUGUCCGAGUAGCAGUAGCGGCGGCUCUGGCGCUCCGCAUUUCUGUCUGAGGAGGCGGGGGCUGGCGGCCCUGGCCCCUGCCCGGCCCCCUCCCCUAACCCCAUGCCUCAGCUCUAACCCCACCGCCCUCCCCCGCGGGGGGCAUUUCCCCGGUCCCCGGCGGUCCGUCCAGUCCCGUCCAAGUCAGGAGCCAUGAAUGACCAGUACCACCGGGCGGCUCGGGAUGGCUACCUGGAACUCCUCAAGGAGGCCACCAGGAAGGAGCUGAACGCCCCCGACGAGGAUGGCAUGACCCCCACCCUCUGGGCUGCAUACCACGGCAAUCUGGAGUCCCUGCGGCUCAUCGUGAGCCGAGGGGGUGACCCGGACAAGUGUGACAUCUGGGGCAAUACGCCCCUGCACCUGGCAGCCUCCAAUGGCCACCUGCACUGCCUCUCCUUCCUGGUGUCCUUCGGGGCCAACAUCUGGUGCCUGGACAACGACUACCACACGCCACUGGACAUGGGCGCCAUGAAGGGCCACAUGGAGUGCGUGCGCUACCUGGACUCCAUCGCCGCCAAGCAGAGCAGCCUCAACCCCAAGCUGGUGGGCAAGCUGAAGGACAAGGCCUUCCGCGAGGCGGAGCGGCGCAUCCGCGAGUGCGCCAAGAUGCAGCGCAAGCACCACGAGCGCAUGGAGCGGCGCUACCGGCGCGAGCUGGCCGAGCGCUCGGACACGCUCAGCUUCUCCAGCCUCACGUCCAGCACCCUGAGCCGCCGGCUGCAGCACCUGGCGCUGGGCAGCCACGUGCCCUACUCGCAGGCCACGCUGCACGGCACCGCCAAGGGCAAGACCAAGAUCCAGCGGAAGCUGGAGCGGCGCAAGCAGGGCGGCGAGGGCACCUUCAAGAUCUCCGAGGACGGCCGCAAGAGCGUGCGCUCGCUCUCGGGCCUGCAGCUGGGCAGCGACGUGAUGUUCGUGCGCCAGGGCACCUACGCCAACCCCAAGGAGUGGGGCCGCGCCCCGCUCCGGGACAUGUUCCUCUCCGAUGAGGACAGCGUCUCCCGUGCCACACUGGCGGCCGAGCCUGCGCACUCGGAGGUCAGCACCGACUCAGGCCACGACUCCCUGUUUACCCGCCCGGGCCUGGGCACCAUGGUGUUCCGCAGGAACUACCUGAGCAGCGGGCUGCACGGGCUGGGCCGCGAGGACGCGGCGCUGGACGGCGGGGGCACGCCGCGGGCUCGGCUGCAGAGCUCCCCCAGCCUGGACGACGACAGCCUGGGCAGUGCCAACAGCCUGCAGGAUCGCAGCUGUGGGGAGGAGCUGCCCUGGGACGAGCUGGACUUGGGCCUGGAUGAGGACCUGGAGCCCGAGACGAGCCCGCUGGAGACCUUCCUGGCCUCCCUGCACAUGGAGGACUUCACCCCCCUCCUGCGGCAGGAGAAGAUCGACCUCGAGGCGCUCAUGCUGUGCUCCGACCUCGACCUCCGCAGCAUCAGCGUCCCCCUGGGGCCCCGCAAGAAGAUCAUGGGGGCCGUGCGGAGGCGGAGGCAGACGCUGGAGCGCCCGCCGGCCCUGGAGGACACGGAGUUAUAAUGGGGGGCUCCUCUCCCCAGAUCAAAAUGAGGUGCAAGUUGCCACAAUCCACGGUGGGGCCACGAGGUCCUCGUACUUGCCAGCCCUGCGGCUCCCCGGCCCCUCCCCAGGAGCAAGGGUCGUGCGGGCCAUUUCCCUUGAAAGUCUCUCCCUUCUCUGCCACAGAGGAUGUGGCCUGGAGGCAGCUGGAAGGCCAAGAGAGUGAUCCAGAACAUCGAUCCCGAGGGGUCCCGGGGCCCCCGAGCCACCCCUCCAUGAGCGGCUCUAAAGGACAUAGGCAUUCAUGGAAGGCCAGCCUCAAGUGCAAGGGCCGGGCCGCUAGAUGAUGCGCCCAUUAGAACUGGGUGGGAGCGGGGGUGGGGUGGGCCUGUCCCAGGGGCACUAUCUCUCCCCACCCCUCCUCUGAGGGUCCUGCUGUCCUGCUCAGGCUGGAGACUCCUCACCUCCUAUGCUGUCCUGAAGGGAAGAGUUUGGGCUGCCUCCCCCCACCCCCUGCCUGCCACCCCACAGAGAAGGGUCCCAGCCAGACUCUUCAGCCAAAUGCCUUCCCUUUAGUCCCCGCCCCCGCCCCAGCACGGCCAGCCCCCUUCUCUCCUUCCACUGGCCAUGCUGGGGAGUUGUAGUGCCAGGCUGACCUGGGCUGGAGGUGACUUACCCCAGGGCGGGGCAUGGCCCGACUCUGCCCUCCUCACCCUGUCUUUCUCCACUCUCUCAUCUGGGAUAUGCAGCCUGGUCACCCCCCUCCCAAGGACCCCAGAGUGUCAGAGAAUAGAUCCGAGGUGCUAGAGCAACCCACGGCAGUAUUAUAGCCCCGAGGCUAGCUGGGCAUGCUCUGGGCUGGGAACAGUCUUCUGCUGCCUGGCUCAGAGUCUCCCAGGCCCGAGACAGGCAGAGACUGGUUGUGGCUGGGUGUCCAGCUGGGUGUGCAGCCUCGGGUGGGCAAGUCCUGCCAUGUGGACAUGGGGAGUCUGAGAAUGUGGACAAUCUAAAUGGCUGAUUGUCCCCGGGGUCCCCAGGGCUCUGUGUUCGGUUAUUUGGUGGAUGGCACUGGAGGUCUGGGAGCAGCUGGGUGGCUGCCUGGUUCUGCAUGGACAGUGGCAAAAGAGAGAGCACAGCAUGGGUCUCUGCUCUGUGAUGCUGGUGAUGCCAGGGGAAAGGCCAGCCUCAGAGGGUCCUCAGACUGGGUCACAGAUGUGGGAGAGCCUCUCAGGAGCCCACACAUUGUUUGCACAUAGGCACCCCUGGCAAAUGUGCCCCCAGCAAUGGUCCUCCUAUCUCUGACCUUCAGCUUGGGAAGCAGCUCCUACUGGGAGCAUUGCCACAGCCCCCAGCUCCUUCCUGGGCCCCCCUUGUCUGGCACAGGGGAAAGAAGCCCCCCAAAGAGUGCCACAGACCUCCCUCUGGUGUGUCUGUGUUUGGGUGUGUGCACACAGGGGCACAGAGGCUCAGAGCUGGGCGCGGGAUGGAGGGGGUCCCUGUUCCCACACUGAAGGCUUGGGUGCCUGCCACUGCCACCCUGAACCCACCUCAGUCCUUCUACCCAUCCUCUGGGCCUGGGGCCACCCCCAAGUGCCGAUUCGACUUUCCCAGGGCCCCAGGCGCUGCCCUUUCUCUCCUGUUCCCUGGCCUUGUACUGCCCCAGCCCCCCUCCGGGUUCUCUCAGUGCUGGGCUGGGCAGACUCCCUGAUUCCCCCACUGUGCAGCAGGCUCAUUAUAAUUUUUG